Molecule: messenger RNA, 1414 nt
Organism: Sander lucioperca (pikeperch)
Lineage: Eukaryota; Metazoa; Chordata; Actinopteri; Perciformes; Percidae
Product: macrophage mannose receptor 1-like
Exons: 5
Coding region: 231-1301 (356 amino acids)
Source: RefSeq, a predicted model, not a curated record
CAAUACAGUCGACUCUAAUCUGAUCUAAUCUAAUGUUUAGAUGAAGGAAACAGUGGGAAGUUUCCAGGGAAUGAUACAGAUCUGACACGUUAAUAUUUUAAUAUUCAAAUGACGACAACAAAGGGACAGCCAGAGUGUCUGAAGAGGAUCAAUAAGGUGUUGAGAGCAGUCUCCGUCGGCACAGAAAGGGAGAAACAUCAGAGCAGAGGGAAGCUGUGGACAUUCACAAGAUGGUGAAGAUGCAGUGGAGUCUGUUGGUGUUGAUUGUGAUGGGUCAGUGUUCCUCCAUUGGGGGUCAGCUGUGUGACUACCACUUCAUUGGAGACAAGAAGAGCUGGAAAGCAGCCCAGGAGUAUUGCAGAAAGAACCACACUGACCUGGCCACAGUGGCUAACCAGACAGACAUGAAGAGACUCCUUAGAUCCACAAGUGCACAGUAUCAAGGUGGAGCCUGGAUUGGGUUGCAGCGAGACUGGCGCUGGUCUCAGCCAGGGGUGAAGUUCAACGAGAGUAAAUGGUUUGCAGGAGAGCCGAAUAAUUUAAACAAUCAGGAGAACUGUGUGUGGAUGAAGGAUGACACAUGGGGGGAUGCCUCUUGUUCUAGACCAUAUAACUUUAUCUGCUAUGACGAAAACAAGAAAUCCGGCAAAACAUUUUAUGUUUCAAGUUACCAUGAGGUGACCUGGCUAGAGGCUCAGCGCUACUGCAAAAUAUAUCACACUGACCUGAUCAGUGGAGUCAAACAGCUAGAAGACUUCAAGACACAGCGCCGGAAAGAUGCAGAAGCUUUCUGGAUCGGCCUGUUCAGAGACUCUGCCUGGAGUUGGUCAGAUGGGAGCAGUUUCUCUUUCAGAUCCUGGGAUCAAGAUGAACCUAAGAAGACAUGUGCUAUGACUAUGUUAGAUGGAAAAUGGAGCUCUGAUGACUGUAAUGAAACCAAACCCUUCUUCUGCUACAACGAUUCAGUGAUCCUGAUCAAGAAGAACAUGACCUGGGUGGACGCGUUAUACUACUGCAGAGAUCACUAUCGUGACCUUGUCUCCAUCACCAACCAGGGCGAGCAGCUCUGGGUCCAGGAGAGAGCCAAGACGGCCUCCACUCCCUACGUGUGGCUGGGACUGCGCUACACCUGCACUCUGGACUUCUGGUUCUGGGUCACUGACGAGACGGUCCGCUACACCAACUGGGGCCCCGGCCAGUCUGGGGACGACUGCAACGUGUCUGGAGCCAUGGACAGAGAGGGAACGUGGGUCAAAAAGAUCGACGACAACCACCAGCUUAAUUUCAUCUGUUCCAAGUAAAAACCAGCAGAAUGUAACUAAAUAAAUUUACUCAAGUACUGUACUUAAGUAAUAAUGUUGUUGAGAUGAGGUACUUUACUUAUAUCUUAAAGUUAAUAUUUCAAGUAAAAAAG